UCUGUCAGUAUAACUUACAGACACCAUAAGGUAAGAAGUCACAGAGACAGACAAGCUUUCCGGCAUAGAUGGCAGCCCCAAAACAAUCUGGAUCUGGUAAAGAAUUUAACUUUGUGGAUCAGGAUGAAAUCUGGAAAGUUUACGUCAAAAUAGAGCUUGAGUCAGCCAAAGCCUGGCCCAAUAAAUGGGGAUUCUUGACCACGUCCUACAAGACGCAGGAGCAGAGCCACAAGCUGAAGGAAGUUGUAAGAUUAGAGCUGCCCCAGCAUCUUAAAACACGUCCUCCUUCCCCACCUGAGAAAUACAUCCAGGUGGGGCCCUCUCCCCCUGUUCCGCCGACCACCCAGGCUCUGAUUGGCUGGCGCUCAACAGUGCCCGAGCUGCAGCUGGAGCGCUACGGAAAGGUCCAGUGUGGGAAGAAGAGCUUUUUGAAGGAGCUUGGCUGGGCUUUCGACGCCUGCAUAUGAGGAUACAUAUUAGUGCAUAUUUAUUUAGAUGCAUUUUUAGGACGGUAUAAACAUUUUCAUUUUUAACCAUGUUUGUUCUAUUUGCUAUACUUGGUAUCAUUUUUCAAUGGCAGUAGUUGACCAAGUCAUUUCAAUGUGCCUUAUCUUGCAAUUGUUUGUGGCACUUUCAUAAUAUUUUUAUAACAAAUUCAUGUUUAUUUGCACAGUGUAUUUGAAAAAAUUCACAUUAAAAACCUGUGUAGCAAUAUGUUACUGUAUAGAAAUGACAAAAUAUUUGCUAAGACAUGACAUAGCAAAGUGUUAUUACAUAGUAAUAAUCUAAGAUUUACUUUUUUGGUGAAUUCAUUAAAUCAAGCUCACUCGACACCAUUUAUCAGCUGUGUUAAAUGAUUUACCAAGUAUCAGAAAGUACUCAUAAUGUCCUACUACAUACCAGGUAGGCCUAAAUACCAAUGAAAACAGUAGAGCAAAAUAAAGUGCAAUCAAAAGAUUUGUUGAGCAGAUUCAUUCUGGCAAAUGUCUUACCCAUCAGGGCGACACAUAUGGCGAUGUCACACUGAGCUUUUAAUGCAAAGCUACAGCUGCACUGACAUUUAAACAGACAUGCCCUUUCUCUUUAUGCAAUCUACCUAAGGGCACAACACAUUACACACAUUCCACAUGUGGCCAUCUACUAUUAUGAAGCUGUCUGGAAUACAAGUCACACAGCUGUCUAACAGUAGAGGGGGAUAGGCUGAUAUAAUAAUUACUGUGUUGGAUAAAUAUGUCUACUUUCAUAUAUACAGUAAGCUAUUAUUACUGAAUAUAGCUAUUCUGAGUCAAUGAAUCUAGAUAAAGCUAAGGAGACUACUGAGAUUCUAUUAGAAAAGUGUGACUUUACUGUGAUUGUUAUAUAAAUUGAGGACUGAAAACA
Messenger RNA from Salvelinus fontinalis (brook trout), 1380 nucleotides. RefSeq lists its product as uncharacterized. Bases 69 to 467 code for a protein of 132 amino acids. The transcript has 4 exons. The record is from RefSeq and is a predicted model, not a curated record. NCBI's taxonomy places the organism in Eukaryota, Metazoa, Chordata, Actinopteri, Salmoniformes, Salmonidae.